CGCCUGCGCACAGCGCGCUCUCGCCAGAGGAGCUGCAGUCUCGGGAGCGCACAGGCGGUGUUUCGAUAAUCUCUGACCAGCCUCUCCUGCGAACCCGGCGUCAUUGGACUGUACCCCGGGUGGGGACGUCCGCCGAGCACGGGAGGAAGCAACGAUGCCGAUCAAUAAAUCAGAGAAGCCGGAAAGCUGCGAUAAUGUGAAGGUGGUGGUUAGGUGCCGGCCCCUCAAUGACAGAGAGAAGUCAAUGUGCUACAAACAGGCUGUCAGUGUGGAUGAGAUGAGGGGAACUAUCACUGUACAUAAGACUGAUUCUUCCAAUGAACCUCCAAAGACAUUUACUUUUGAUACUGUUUUUGGACCAGAGAGUAAACAGCUAGAUGUUUAUAACUUAACUGCCAGACCUAUUAUUGAUUCUGUUCUUGAAGGCUACAAUGGGACUAUUUUUGCAUAUGGACAAACUGGAACAGGUAAAACUUUUACCAUGGAAGGUGUUCGAGCUGUUCCUGAACUUAGAGGAAUCAUUCCAAAUUCAUUUGCUCACAUAUUUGGUCAUAUUGCAAAAGCAGAGGGUGAUACAAGAUUUUUGGUUCGAGUGUCUUAUUUGGAAAUAUAUAAUGAAGAAGUUCGUGACCUUUUGGGCAAGGAUCAGACACAGAGGUUAGAGGUUAAAGAAAGACCUGAUGUGGGAGUUUAUAUCAAGGAUUUAUCAGCUUAUGUGGUAAAUAAUGCUGAUGAUAUGGAUAGAAUUAUGACACUGGGCCACAAAAAUCGUUCUGUUGGUGCAACUAAUAUGAAUGAACAUAGUUCCCGUUCCCAUGCCAUCUUUACAAUUACUAUAGAAUGCAGUGAAAAAGGCGUUGAUGGUAACAUGCAUGUCAGGAUGGGGAAGCUCCACCUUGUAGAUCUUGCUGGUUCAGAAAGGCAAGCAAAAACUGGAGCUACUGGGCAGCGCCUGAAAGAAGCUACAAAAAUCAAUCUUUCACUUUCUACCCUUGGUAAUGUUAUUUCUGCCUUGGUUGAUGGAAAAAGCACUCAUGUGCCUUAUCGUAACUCUAAAUUGACUCGUCUUCUUCAGGAUUCCUUAGGAGGAAAUUCAAAAACCAUGAUGUGUGCAAAUAUUGGACCAGCAGAUUACAAUUAUGAUGAAACCAUCAGUACAUUGCGGUAUGCUAAUCGUGCUAAGAAUAUUAAAAAUAAAGCUAGAAUUAAUGAAGAUCCAAAGGAUGCUUUGCUUCGUCAGUUUCAGAAAGAAAUAGAAGAACUGAAAAAAAAGCUUGAAGAAGGGGAAGAAAUAUCAGGCUCUGAUAUCAGUGGGUCAGAGGAGGAUGAUGAUGAAGAGGGUGAGGUUGGAGAAGAUGGAGAGAAAAGGAAAAAAAGAAGGGAUCAAGCAGGUAAAAAGAAAGUUUCCCCAGAUAAAAUGGUUGAAAUGCAAGCAAAAAUUGAUGAGGAGAGAAAAGCACUUGAAACAAAGCUUGACAUGGAAGAAGAAGAAAGAAACAAGGCUAGAGCUGAGUUAGAGAAACGGGAAAAAGAUCUUCUUAAGGCCCAACAAGAGCAUCAGUCUUUGCUAGAGAAAUUAUCUGCACUGGAGAAGAAGGUAAUUGUUGGUGGUGUUGAUUUGUUGGCAAAAGCUGAGGAACAAGAGAAACUUCUUGAAGAAUCCAACAUGGAACUGGAAGAAAGGAGGAAAAGAGCAGAGCAACUUCGCAGAGAACUUGAGGAAAAGGAGCAAGAACGCUUGGAUAUUGAAGAAAAGUAUACCAGUUUGCAAGAAGAAGCUCAAGGAAAGACCAAGAAAUUAAAGAAAGUUUGGACUAUGCUGAUGGCUGCGAAGUCAGAGAUGGCUGAUCUCCAACAGGAACAUCAGAGGGAAAUUGAAGGCCUCUUGGAGAACAUUCGACAACUUAGCCGGGAGCUUCGACUUCAGAUGCUUAUUAUUGAUAACUUUAUACCUCAGGAUUAUCAGGAAAUGAUUGAAAACUAUGUCCAUUGGAAUGAAGACAUAGGGGAAUGGCAACUAAAAUGUGUUGCCUACACCGGAAAUAACAUGAGAAAGCAGACUCCAGUUCCUGAUAAAAAGGAGAAAGACCCCUUUGAAGUGGACCUUUCCCAUGUGUAUCUUGCCUAUACUGAGGAGAGCCUACGGCAGUCCUUGAUGAAAUUAGAGAGGCCACGGACUUCAAAGGGGAAAGCAAGGCCAAAGACAGGGAGAAGAAAGCGUUCUGCAAAGCCUGAAACUGUAAUUGACUCUUUACUUCAGUAAAUGUUACAGACUUUAAGUCAGAAUAAAAAUUAGUGAUAUCCUCAUGCCUGGACAAAACCUUUAAUUAAAACACUGAAGACUUUUGUGUUAUUUCAAAUAAUGGAAGCUGUAGAUCAUGAAGUAAGACUGGAACUAAUAAUUUGCCUAAUAACUUUUAGUCUAUAUAUAUUAAGUUAAUAUAACAUUAAAAUUGUACAACUGGUAAUUGUUCAAAUUGUCAUAUUAGUUUUCAACUUAUACUGUGCAGGGAAGUUGAGAGAGCAGCUUAUACUAUAGAGAGUUGCAGUUUAAAUGUAUACAUAAAUCUGCUAGUGAUUUACUCAACUACUGUAUAUUUAGAUAACCGGAUAUUCAAAAUAGAAAAAACAAUAAUGUAAGUCCUGUUUUGCACAUAGAAAGUUGCAGGUCUAAUUGUCCUAUGUUUUCCUGUUAUAUAUGAAUGUAUGGGCUGCAAAUCUAAGAAAUGAUUCUAUCCUAACACCCACCUGGCCUUUUAAAAUAUGUUCUAAUUUUUAUACUAACAUUCAUUGCAUUUAAAAUAUGAGAUGGGUGAUCUUAUUGAUCUGUAGAAAAUUUUAUAAUUCGAUAGUCAAUCUUUAGAAGUAUACAUGUUUAAAAAACAAAAGUUGAAGAUAUGUUUCAUCUGGACCUCUCUUGAUUUUUUUUUUGCCUCUUUGACUUCAAGUCAAAUUUUUUGUUUGUUUGUUUUUGUUUCAUGUUUCUUGAAACAUUGAAUCUGUACCUGAAUAUAUAGGAGUCACAGCUGCAGAAAAUUAAGAAGCUAAAUACUGGUCACUAAUAUUUGCCUCUAUGGGUACUAUUUUUUUUAAUUCACUUUGAAACAUGAUUAACUGAUGCUUUCCUGUGUCUGAGUUCUAAAUUUUGAUGAAAAUUGCUCUGUUUCUCCCAACUGAGAAAGGUCUCCAUUUUCUAGAAAAUACAGACAAAGCAAGAAAAAUAUCUUUUAAUUCUUUGCCUUUAAAACACUUUGUUUUGUCUUUCUUCUUAUUUUAUAAAGAAAAUAUUCUUCCCUGAA
Molecule: messenger RNA, 3299 nt
Organism: Lipotes vexillifer (Yangtze River dolphin)
Lineage: Eukaryota; Metazoa; Chordata; Mammalia; Artiodactyla; Lipotidae
Gene: KIF3A
Product: kinesin family member 3A
Exons: 18
Coding region: 155-2263 (702 amino acids)
Biological process (GO): microtubule-based movement
Molecular function (GO): microtubule motor activity; ATP binding; microtubule binding
Source: RefSeq, a predicted model, not a curated record